GUGCCCAGUGUUGAAAGUUGACACUAUUAUAAACAAAUGGCGAUUACUAUCCUCAAUUUUGAAAUUUUCAUUAAGUGUCCGUACUAGACUUAAGAUUUGCAAAUUUAACAUGCUUUUAGGGAUUUCAUCUCUGCAUCAAUUGAAUAUGAAAUAUUUUAUCUGUAAAUUAAGACUUCAUAAAUGACCAUUAUUUCCUCUGAUAGUAUCUUAAGAUUUUAAAAAAUAUGUGAAAAAAAUGGCCUCUAAUUCAUACAGGGUAGAAUGGGUAGAAAUAAUAGAGCCCAAAACUGGGGAACAUAUGUAUGCCAAUUUAGCUACAGGAGAAUGUGUUUGGGACCCACCUGAAGGAGUACCUGUUAAACGUACAGAUUCAAAUCAAUGGUGGGAACUCUUUGAUCAAAAUACUGCUAGGUUCUAUUACUAUAAUGCCACAACACAACGUACUGUAUGGCACAAGCCUACUAACUGCGAUAUUAUACCAUUGGCUAAGCUUCAAACUCUGAAACAUAACACAGAUUGUACUCCGACACAAACUAGUAAUCAGUCUACCCAAACAGGCAAGGGUCAGAUGCUGAGCUUGUCUGCUAGCACUCCUCAACUUAGAAGAAAGUCUAGUGAUCUAUGCAGAAGUAGUAGUUUUAGUCAACAUGGAGCUGAAGCACCUCUUUAUUCCAAUUGGCAUGAUUCUCAUCUACUCCCCCUUGAACAUUUCUUGUUGAACAAUAGUCGUGAUUCUGAUAGUGAACAUUCUGAUAGCGGAAGUGAAUCUCUAACAGGUCAUGAGCCGGAUAAUGAAGAUUCUGAUCAAUCGGAAGGCAGCUAUUUACCUCAUAGAUUAUCUCAUCGCCCUGUAGAAUAUUUGAAUCUCCCAACAGCUUCAAGUGAACCACGAAAUAAAGAAACAGAUACCAAAGACAGCAGACUUCCAGCUCCAGCCUUGAAACCAUCUGCUGAGCCCCCUUUGCAACCAGAAAGAGAAGCUGAUAUGGAAAAAUUUGCUGCUGAUAAUCUGAAUCUUGGGGGAAGGGGUCUCUUCAGACGAAAGGCCAGUGUUCGUGAUCUUCUCAGCUGGUCGGAAAGGAGUCUUCAGAGACCCUUGCUGGCAUCCAGUAAACCAGUUGCAAGACAAGCAUUAGAGAUGUUCAGACAAGUGCAAAUGUACAUGGGGGAUCGGAAGGCAAGGCCUGGAACUUCCCUGAAUUCUCUAGUUAUGGAUAUAUUGGGAACAGCGCAUGCACAACCACUACUUCGAGAUGAACUUUUUGUGCAGUUAUGCAGGCAAACUACGGAUAAUCAAAGGCGCGAAUCGUUGCUAAGGGGGUGGGAACUUUUAACUAUUGCAUUAUCUUUUGUACCUCCAAGCCCGGUGUUCCAACCAGCUUUGCUUGGUUACCUGAAUCGCCACAGAGAUCCUUCCUUCUCAAGAGUUUUUCCUGAUGUCAAUAGGUGGCCUAUUCAUGUUCAGGUAAACCAUUAUGCAACUGUCGCUUGUCAAAGACUAGAAAGGAUUGGUGCUGGUGGAAAAAAAUCUGCUAGAAGACCCCAGAUUGAUGAUGUGGAAUCCGCUAGAAAGCAAAUAUUUCAAGCAAGUUUGUUUGGUAAUACUUUGAGGGAAGUUCUGCAACUUCAAGCUAGUCGUUGGCCGAACAGAAGACUUCCCUGGCCUCAAGUUGAGCUUUCUCAACAAGUACUUCGUCUGCAAGGAUUAAGUACUGAAGGUAUAUUUCGUGUCUCAGCUGAUGUUGACGAAGUGAACAGACUGAAAGCUCAGAUGGACCGAUGGGAACUGUGCGAACCUAGCGAUGCUCAUGUUCCGGCAAAUCUGUUGAAGCUCUGGCUGAGAGAAUUGUAUGAGCCUCUAAUACCCGAUUCUCUUUAUCCAGAGUGUGUAGCUGAACCAAUGACACCACGCAGAGCUUGUGAUCUAGUAUUACGUUUACCAACAUUGCACAGAUUAGUAUUGUGUUAUCUGAUAAGAUUUCUUCAAACUUUUAACAAGCCAGAUGUUAUACAGCAUACUAAGAUGGAUGCUUCCAAUUUGGCCAUGGUUUUCGCUCCAAAUUGUCUGCGUUGUAUGGCGAGUGAUCCACGCACUAUGUUCGAUAAUGCAAGAAAAGAAAUGACUUUUAUGAGAUAUCUAAUACAAGAACUUGAUACCGAGUGUGUGAGAGAUAUGAUGUGACCUAUACUUGUAUAUAACGUAUUUAUAUAAUGAAGCAGUACAUUUUGUAUAAUGCAAUAGAAAUUAUAGGUUUCAUUAAUCAAUAAGGGUUGAAAGUGUUAUUGAUUUUUCACUUUCUUUUCAUUGUAGAUAAGCAAUUAUAAGCAGGUUUUUGAAGAUUUCUUGUUUGGGUUCGAAAAUUUUUAAGCUCAAAACGAUAAAUGCAAUCUUGUAUUCUAAUUUUUAGGAUUUCAUCCAUCAUAAAUUUCGACAAUUCAAUUAAUGAGAUACACCCUUUAGGUGUAUGUAUUGUUGCCAAUAUUGACAUUUCUAAUUUGUUGCCAAAGUGCCAAUAAUUUGCACAUAAUUUUUAAAUUGUCUAGAAAAACUUAUGAAUCAUUUGCUGGUUUAUUACAAAAUACAAAUGAUUCUUUACUGGACCUUUAACAGUUCAUAUUGAACAGAAGUAAUAGAAGAUAUAUCGCCACAAGUAUUUCCAGCAAUAUUAUUUAUUAAACUUGAAUGAUAUAUUCAAGGUGACUCGACUAAUAUCAGAAAAACAUUUAGAUAGUACGAUUUUAGUUUCAGGUGGAAAAUUUUGCAUCAUUUUUACUUUGACAGUGGUAUGUAUACGUUCCUUACCAAAAAACAAAAAAAAUUUCACAAAUUGACCAAAUAUCGAAAAACCGCAUGUAAUGGAAAUUUAAAACACAUUUUCUAUGUGAGCUGAAGAGGCUAUUAAGACUUGUACAUACUGAAGUUGAAAUAUACUAGCAUUUUUUGAAGCAGUUAUCACCUCCCAUCUCAAGGUUUUUUGAGCCAUCUUGUAGAAGGAAUAAAAUGUUCAAAAUUUAAAAGAGAAUUAUAUAGAUUUCAAAAUAUGUGACUAUUAGAGGAACAUGGUGUUUCUAUCAAUACACCAAAAGAACCAAAUAAUCGAUAUUGUUUCUUCAUGCAAUUAUUCCAAAGCUUAUACAAUAUUCAUUUAGAGGUAAUUUGUAUUGCGUACAGGCUGAAUUGUAGAACAAAUUAUAAUUUUUUUCCUGAAUUUGUGAGCAAGUUCUUAUAUUUCAUUAAUAUUGUUGAAUUUUCACAGGUUAUUUUAUCUGUUUUGUUUUAAUAAUUAUAUGACAAAGAAUAUUUCGAAAUUUUUUCAUAAAUGCUACAUAUUUCAACAAUUUUCAGUCGUAAUAGUUUUAGUAAUAAAUAAUUGAAUUUUUCUAAAUUCCACGAAUUAGAUUUUUAUUCAUUGUUCUCUUUACAAUUUGUCAGAUUUUCGAGAAUUCUAUGAGGAACAGGCUUGAUGAAUGUUUUAAAUAUUUGGAAAACUACCUUAAAAAUAUCGCAAUGCUUCAAUUUUUCUCAUGAGCCCUAUUUGAUCUGAUGCAACUCCUUUAUAAUCUCACAUAUCAUGGCGAAGUUUGUUUAGAAAAUUUUCUGCUUCAUUAAUGCAGAUCUAUUAUCAAUUCAACGUCUAUUUUUGAGACGCCAAUUGAAGAUUUGGAGUAAAUUUACCAUUGUCAUCAUUUUUAGUAUGUGAAUAUCAACUGAAAUUUUUCCUUUAAACAUUAUAGCUUUCCACAAUAUACAUAUAAACUUUAUUAAAAACUGACAAUAUAUUUGCUUAUUAUUUUAUAUUCAUUUGUAUUAUAGAUUUGUAUAUUUUCAUAGUAAACUUUUCAGAUUUUAUUUAAUGAUGAUAUAAAGAGGGCUUUCUCUUUGUUGAGUAUUAUGGAAAAUUAACUAGUCCUAGUUAUUACUUAUAAAAAAUUGAACUGUCAAUCUUUUUAGGUUUAUAUGUUGUUUUAAUUACGAAUAAAUCUCGAUGAAAAUUA
Molecule: messenger RNA, 3996 nt
Organism: Harmonia axyridis
Lineage: Eukaryota; Metazoa; Arthropoda; Insecta; Coleoptera; Coccinellidae
Gene: RhoGAP93B
Product: rho GTPase-activating protein 39
Exons: 6
Coding region: 236-2182 (648 amino acids)
Biological process (GO): signal transduction
Cellular component (GO): cytoskeleton; cytoplasm
Molecular function (GO): GTPase activator activity; protein binding
Source: RefSeq, a predicted model, not a curated record